Messenger RNA from Musa acuminata AAA Group (dessert banana), 3775 nucleotides. Its product is annotated as transcription factor LG2-like. Gene Ontology annotation, molecular function: sequence-specific DNA binding; DNA-binding transcription factor activity. The coding region runs from base 1716 to 3119 and encodes 467 amino acids. NCBI's taxonomy places the organism in Eukaryota, Viridiplantae, Streptophyta, Magnoliopsida, Zingiberales, Musaceae. The transcript has 14 exons. The record is from RefSeq and is a predicted model, not a curated record. Gene Ontology annotation, biological process: regulation of DNA-templated transcription; DNA-templated transcription.
AUGAAAUUAAAUAUUUAGACAUCAAUGGUGCAUGGUUUGGUAUUUGAGAACUCUGUGAUCUGUUUAUGGUGUUUAUUCUUAAUUUGCAAACAAAUAUUUGAAGUUGUCAUGGAGGGUUGAUAAUUUCGUUCAAAAACCAUCAUCUGCUGAUUGGAUUUUGCCAGCCGCAGGUGGUGAACAGCAUCGGUCUCUGCACCUUAGCUCCUUUGUUCGUGUCUUCAUCUACAGAUGUGAAGGUAAGACUUAUUAAUUGUUUCAUAACUAUUUUGUGCUGCUUGCCUUCUAAUUGCUUUCACCGAUGGGUUUCUCUGAUUUAUAUCAACGUGAUAUUCGAAGAAAUAACUGAUUAAGCUCUCACGGACAGCCAUGGAUUUCAAGCUAUUUCGUCCCAGAUUUUGACGCAUUGCUUUCAGCAAAUGUUUGAAGGGUCAGUGAGCCUUCCAGGUUCUUUGGGUCUCAGUCUUGGCUGGUUGGUUGCAUGUUGCAGCUGCUGCUUCUAUUUUGUCUGUCUGUCUUCUAUUAAUUAAACCUCGCUUGUCUCCGUGCCUUAUGUGAAGCUUUUCAAUUGUGAUGCUUUCUGUGGUGUAAUUGGAAUAUUAUGUUAUCAUGGUUUCAAUGAUUUGUAUUGGCAGUUGCAGGAAAGAGAAAUCUUAGAUUCCAAGGUGCCGAUUGAAGUCUUUGACACUUGGUGCUCUUGAAGUCAUCACAUCAGAGGACAAAUUAUCUUGGUAUUUAAAGCUCAUGAUAUGCCAGUGGCCAUCCUAUUCGUCACUGUCUCCUGCUUUGUCUCCUUUCCACGGAAGUCCUGCGGCUACGAUAGCUGAUUACCUCUUAGAAAAGGCAUGGCAGAAUGACCAUCUGGCUGGGGUAACUGGGAGAGACUAUUCGUUAUUAUUGCAUGGCAGAAUAUUGCAGCAUACCAUGACAACUGUCCCAAAAUAGAUAAUAAUAAUAAGUCGCUUGAGAACUUGGUACCUAAACUUCAGAAGGAGCAGAGCUAGUCGAUAUGGACACAAAAUAUAGUUUCUUGACUGUAGUUGUAUCUUUUAUUGAAAGGGUUGAUCAAUUUAAUCAUUCACACCUUAAUAAUUUUAUGGCUGGAGACGCAUCAUGGCUGCAAUUAUUGGAGGUGGAUUGUGGUUUGUCCUAUAUCUUGUCUUCUCGAAUGGUUCUUCAUCAAAAAUUUUCAUUUCUUUGGCCACACAGGAAGAUUGGAGCCAAUUUGUCCCACACAACUCUGCAUAAGUUUCCGAUGACUUGUGAAUAGGAAAAAGAUGCUCUCUAUUUGGCAAUUAAUGGGUUAGUUGAGUAUAUACUUCUCCAAGAGUUUGCUACAGGGACUGGAGUUGAUAGACAGCAGACUUCUACUUGCUUCCUGACACAAACUCCACCAUUGUUUCCCUCUCCUCUCGCCCUCUGUCCUCCCACAAAUGUGCUCUCACUCUCCUUCUGCAUGUACCAAUAUUCAAAUGGUUCAGUGGGCUCUUUAUUCUGUGCUAUCUGCUGCUGCUGCUUUCCUCCUUUUAACUUCACAAGAACCUAUUUGUUAUAUAUUCCAUCCUUAAUGUGUUACACCUCUGCCCACCAAUCUCCAAAAAAGGUAUUGGCCCAAUCCAUUUAUGUGCUCCUCUUCGAUUCUCCCAUCUACACAAAUCCUCCUCCCCCUCUUUCUUCUACUUUCCCCUCCGUUUCCUCUUUAUCUGUUGUCAUAAAGAAUGGAAGAUCCCUCCUACCUCAACUCUUUCGGUCAUUCAAGUAAUUGCCUGGGUGAUCUGGAAGGAGCUGCUUGCUUUGGGGAGUUGGAGGAGGCUCUCUUUCAGGGAGUCGAUGGCAUGAGAGGAACUGAAGACACAAAAUCUUUUCUUGCGAGCAGACCCGCCACACUUGAGAUCUUCCCAUCGUGGCCAAUGAUACACCAGCAAACUCCCAGACAGGUUAACACACUCUCAGCGAGGAGCUUUGAUCCAGGCUCAGCUCAAAACUAUGGGUGUCAUAUGGGAUCAGACUCCCCAGACAACAGCAAGGACUCCUCAGGCGAGUUGGCUGACCGCAAGCAGCAGCAGGAGAUGAUGAUGUCAAGUACUGUUUCCAGGACAGGAGAAACACGGAAUCCUCAGCCUUCAUCCCAAGAAAAGAGAACGAUGACCGGUUCAACUACAGCGAAAGAUGGAAAGGUGCUUGAUGAUAAGGCACUGAGACGCCUGGCUCAAAAUCGAGAGGCAGCACGAAAGAGCCGACUGAGGAAAAAGGCUUACGUGCAACAACUAGAGUCCAGUAAAGUUAGGCUUCAACAGAUCGAGCAUGAUCUCGACAGAGCAAGAUCACAGGGUCUUUUCCUGGCAGCAGCCGGCAGUACUGGAGUCAUCAGUCCCGGCGCUGCGUUGUUCGACAUGGAGUAUGCCCGAUGGUUGGCCGAGAGAUGCAAGCUCAUGUCGGUCCUCCGAAAUGCAUUACAGGCUCACCCUCCUGAGGGUAAUCUUGGUGUCUUGGUGGAUGAGUGCAUCAGGCACUACGAUGAGCUCUUCCAGCUGAAAGCCACUGUUGCAAAAGCCGACGUCUUCCACCUCUUGAAUGGAACGUGGAAGACCCCGGCGGAGCGCUGCUUCCUGUGGAUGGGUGGGUUUAAGCCCUCUGAGCUACUCAACAUACUGAUUCCGAAGCUGGAUCCGUUGGAGCAACAGCUGGUGUGGAUCUGCAACCUGAAGCACUCGUCGGAGCAGGCGGAGGAGGCGCUCUCCCUGGGCCUCGGGCAUCUCCACCUUUCUUUGACACAAAUAAUUGCCGGCAGGUCUCUCUGCGAUGGCAUCGGCGACGGAGAAUACAUGAACCUCAUGGCCGCCGCACUGGGAAAGCUUGUCGACUUCGAAGAAUUCGUCAGCCAGGCUGACAACUUGAGACGACAGACCUUGCACAAUUUGCGUCGACACUUAACCAUCAGACUAGCAGCAAGAUGUUUCCUGGCAAUCGGAGAGUACUACACCCGCCUUCGUGCUCUGAGCUCCAUAUUGACUUCUCGAUCUCCUCGAGAGAGCUUGAUUGCAGAUGAUACUGUUGUUCCUACAACAACAGACCUGCAAAUUGUUCAUCGACCACUGCAACAUCAUUUUUACAACUUCUGAGAUCAUGCUGAGGAAGCAUGUCAUGCAUACUUGCCAUUUUGAGCUCAUGCACAUUGGAGUUUGAGAGAGAGAGAGAGAGAGAAAAAGGAGUAAUAUGUUGUAUUAUCAUUGAGAUCUUAUGCAUAAAGAGAUUAUACUUGAUCAAAGGCAGUAUAUAUCAUGGCUGUUGAACAAGACCAAAGGUUAGCAGCAGAAGAUGAGAAAAGUAAUUAAUGGCAAGAAAAAGAUGUGCAAAUGUUGUAUGAAGAACCAAAUCAAUGUAUGGCCCUUUGCAACUUGACCUAACUUGGAAUAUUAAAAGAAAUUGAAGAUGCCAGCAUCAAGAUCCAAAACUUGCACUACAACACGACAAAUAUGAGAGUGCAUGGCUUUAUCAAAUGCUGCUUUCUGCAACAAGUUAUAUUGUAAGUGAUAUAUGUGAGAUCUGACUUGGUGUGGGACAAUUUGGAGUUAUAAUAAUUCUACUCCCUGAUGUUGUGGCCAUCACAGACAGCAACAGAACUCAGCUCAGCAUACAUAUUAUAUAUACACAGCCAUAGACCUUACUGAUAGACUGCAGCCACUCGAUGUGUUCUCUCUAUUGAAAUCUCACUAUAUUUUAUGUGAAUUGUAAAUAUAGUAUUGAUCAAUCAAGUUGAUAAAAGACUUACUGUUCA